AGAGUUCAUUCAGAGUGUGUGAGAGUGUGUGUGAGCACCAAAAUCUCGUCUAGUAGACAGAAUUCCCAAGUCCUAUACGGACGGGCUCCUGCUUUUUAUUUAUUUAUUUUUUUUAUUUUUAAAAAUUUUUCCUCUCAGGAACAUGUUCCAGUAAAGUUUCUCCAAAUGCGCGUUGGCACUUUUUCCGCGUCUCCCGGUGGCCUGAAGUUGAAAUGUUCGCCGAAAAAUCAUUUUAUGGACUGGUUUUCGUGUGUGUAACAGUUUACCCGCUUACACUCGCCGAGAAACCCGAGGAUGGUUGUGGCCAGUCGGAUCUGGGUCCACAGAGUGGUCUCCUGUCCUCGAAGAACUAUCCGGACGAGUACCCCAACAACUCGUCGUGUGAGUGGAAGAUCCGCGUCCACAGCAGCCUCAGGAUCGUCCUAAAGUUCGAAGAUGUCUCCAUUGAGGGAGUGGACUGUGAGACAGACUAUUUGAAGGUCCUAAAGGAGAACCAUGGGACGACUUUUGUGUACUGGCAGUAUUGCGGCGAGCCGAAAUCUCACCCCAGAGUGACCAGCCAGCCUCUUUACACAAACGCCAGCGAGCUCACGGUGAGCUUCCGCUCCAGCCGUCACUCCUCAGGCAGAGGCUUCCGGCUUUCCUACAGCACAGUCAACCACACAGAGCUGCUGACGUGCACAGACAAAGGCAGCCAUUUCUCCCAAUCCCACUACAGGAAGUUCUGUCCUGCCGGAUGUGGAGCUGCAGAGGGUGACGUGGCCGGAGACGUUUCUCAGGGCUACAGACACACGUCAGUUCUGUGUAAAGCCGCGGUCCACGCAGGAAUCUUUCCGGACCAGUUCGGGGGAGAGAUCACAGUGGAGGAGCAGCAUGGACUUCGUUACUACGAGUCGGUCCGGGCCAACGGCAUCCAGUCCAAAACCGGCUCUUUGUCUGAUAUUCUCUUCACAUUUGUCACCAAUGACUGUCCCAAUCAGAUGUUGCUUCAACCCGUGUCCGUCAGCUCCUCGUGGGAGAAGGACGCAUUCGAUGGGACUCGGAGCGAUCGGUCCCCAGGCCUCGUCCACUCCGUCUCCCCGACGGGAAUCUGGGACGACGAGCCAGACAGUAAACACUGGCUCCAACUCGACCUGGGAGAGAAGAAGAGGAUAACAGGGAUUUUAACCAAGGGUUCAGAUUCCGGUUACUUUGUGGAGAGCUACAAGAUCUUGUACAAGGAGAAGAACCGCUGGCGCACGUACACGCAGUCCGACAGCUCUGAAGACAUGAUAUUUGAAGGGAACGUGGACAAUCUCUACCAGACACGCAACGCUUUCCGCCCCUCUUUUGUGGCACGUUACGUCCGUGUCGUCCCUCUGCGGUGGCAAGGGGGGAUCGACGCUCCGAGCGCGGAGCUCCUGGGCUGCUCGUAUGUCAGAGCUGCUCCAGUAGUCAACGCGACGUUUCCGGACACGCAGGAGGUUUUGUCCAGCCGACCCGAACCGGAUGAAAGCGAAAUCCCGGAGCACCUGCCUCAGUCUGAUCUGGUGAAGCUGAUCAUCAUCAUCGUGGUGUCGGUGGUGGGGUGUGUGGUCUUGGUACUGGUGUCUGGGAUCUGCGUUUUUAAAGCGCUGCAGAAGAAGAAGAACAAAGAGAACAUGUACGACUCUGCAGAUCUUCCACAAACAGGUUGCUGGAAGCAGGUGAAGCAUCCGUCCACCAGGCAGCAGUCCACCGAGUUCACCUUCAGCUACAGCUCGGAGAAAGACCACCUGCCCAAAAUCGACCUGGUCACCAGCGACAUGGCAGACUACCAGCAGCCGCUGAUGCUUGGCGUGGGGACGGUGUCUAGGAAAGGCUCCACCUUCAGGCCCAUGGACAAGGACAAUACUAACGAGGCCACGUCUCAUUAUGACUACCUGCACACGGCCAAUCAGUAUGCUCUCCCACUGACCAAUCAGGAGCCGGAGUAUGCCACACCCAUCAUUGAGCGCCACGCCUUCAGGAAGGACGUCUUCUUUCCGGAUCCCAGCUACAGUGUCCCUGGGGCCGUCCUCAGCAAGAGUUCUUCGUUUAAAGCCACAGACAACAGCAACUACAGAAAGGUGGUGGGAGGAAAUGUGUCUGGGGGCUACCAGACACCCCACACCAAACGGGACGGACCAAACCACUCAGAGGGGGCCAAUCCUGGCAGAUCGGACCAGUCUGAGGGGGUUUACGACAGCCCUAAGGGCGGGAAUCCGGCAGUUCUGCAGAACGGAGGCUGUUCGGAGUAUCAGAGACCUCAGGCGAAAGGUUACACGGCACCUCUGGACUGCGUCCGGCCCGAUGUCUCCGUCCCACACCGGCCCGACCCUGAGGGCUGCAGCCUGAGUGGAACCUGAACACGGGUUAUCAUACAGACCUGCUUCAUGUGACCUCACGAAACAAAAAAACCUCCGGGAUCUUCUCAUAACUUAUUUUUAUACCAGAGAGUGAUACGGUUUUGUUUUUGUAUAUAUGUGCAGAGAAAGAUGGCCGUCUCGGUGAGCUUGAGGAAUCGUCAAUGCUGUGUAUGUGUGUGUGUGUGUGUUUUUUGUUUGUUUGUUUGUUUGUUUGUUUUUAAACUGCUGUGCAAAUUGGAAUAUUUUUUUCUUAAGAGUUUUAUUGGUUUUAUUUUUUUGUUUUUUUAGGAACAGGGUUGCUGAUGCUUUUGCCUGCCUCUCUCUCUCCCUCUCUCUCUCUCUCUCUCUCCCUCUCUCUCUCUCUCUCUCUCUCUCUCUCUCUCUCUCUCUCUCUCUCUCUCUCUCUCAGCGAUGUGGAAAUGUGUGUAACAUGUAAGGUAUAUAAGGCAUAUUGAAGAUGACCUCUAUGCAUUUGUGAUGCACUGUGAUCCUGCGUCUCCAUUUUCCUAGCUACUUAUGAGUAGCUUCAUAGGAGCUCUGGUGCAGGUCUGGUGCAGGUCUGGUGCAGGUCUGGUGCAGGUCUGGUGCAGGUCUGGUGCAGGUCUGGUGCAGGUCUGGUGUUUGGUGGGUGACGUAACUUUUUCUUUUUAUUUGUUUGAAUUGUCGAACGGCUCUUCUCGACCUUUGACUGACUGGUUCCUGUUUCAAGGAGACACUUCCUCUGUUCCUCUGAGCCAUGCGCAGUGGUACUGUUGCGUCAGUGUGACAUUUUUAUCGCAUGUACAUAUUCCCUGUACAGAUCUGAAAUGUUUAUGGUGGAAAGAGGACGGAAAGACGGGCGUCACUUAUUUAAAGCACCCGCAAAGCUGCUGAGGUGCAUCAAUGCUCCUGCAUUAAAGAGACAUUAAAGAGA
Molecule: messenger RNA, 3279 nt
Organism: Ictalurus punctatus (channel catfish)
Lineage: Eukaryota; Metazoa; Chordata; Actinopteri; Siluriformes; Ictaluridae
Gene: dcbld1
Product: discoidin, CUB and LCCL domain containing 1
Exons: 15
Coding region: 213-2366 (717 amino acids)
Source: RefSeq, a predicted model, not a curated record